Messenger RNA from Aptenodytes forsteri (emperor penguin), 1245 nucleotides. RefSeq names its product COMM domain containing 6 (gene COMMD6). Bases 91 to 333 code for a protein of 80 amino acids. Lineage: Eukaryota; Metazoa; Chordata; Aves; Sphenisciformes; Spheniscidae. Gene Ontology annotation, molecular function: NF-kappaB binding. The record is from RefSeq and is a predicted model, not a curated record. The transcript has 6 exons.
ACCACCUUGGGCAAUGCAGUCAGCGCGCUGCCAAAACAUGCAGUUCAAGUUAUUCGUCAUGUAUGGAAUGAGCAGGGCAAAUCUAUUAGUAUGUCAGAAGAUGCAAGAAAUAUGGCCACAGUGGGGCAGUUUGUAGAUAUUAAGUGGAAACUGGGAGUUGCGAUGAGCUCUGACACCUGCAGGUCUCUGAAGUAUCCUUACGUUACAGUGACGCUAAAAGUGGCAGACCCUUCGGGACAAAUAACAGACAAAUCUUUUGAAAUGACGAUCCCACAGUUCAAGAACUUCUUCAGACAGUUCAAGGAAAUGGCGGCUGUUCUGGAAACAGUUUGAAGAGAACUCUUUUAUUUACACUGAAAUGUCGGACAGACUUAGAUCAAGUAAACUUUCCGUCCUGCACAGGGAAUAAAGUGCCAUUGUUCAGCAAGCACUGUCCAUACGUACUCAUCCGGUUCCACUCUUGGUGCUUGAGUGCGUGAAGAAGCACGCAUGUUAGAGGGAUGAUGCUCAGCGCUCCUCAUACCCAGCCCUGGGUGCUUUGAAAGACUUCCUGACUCUUGUUUCCGAGGCUUUUCUGAGGGGAGGUGGAGAAAUGACCUGCCAUUUGAACUGAGUUGCUGGGAUAUGUCUGUUAAUUAUUUAUGACUUUGUGUCAUUGAGAAACUACACUGGCACCAUUCUUGGUAUUGUGUUGGGACUACAAGUGCCCUGUUGUUCACGGUUUAAAUCCUUUAACGCUGAAGAUGAACUGAUGAUCCAGAUAUGAUACAUGAAAUAGCUGCUGUGGUGCCAUGUGCCGAAACAGUAUACAUUAUCAAGGUAUUGUCUUAACGAACAAAACAUACUUCCUUGCAUAAACAGAAGGUAAAUAUACUUACCCAUUUUAUUUGGAAAAAUAAUCUUUACAGGUAGUGCUCCACUGACAAGCAUAUUGAAUCCAAAAUGUUCAGAGGCAUUUACUUACGUUUAGUUAACUGUGUCUGUGUUUGGUCACUUCAAUAGCAUACCUGAUUUUGAAAGAUUUUGCAUCUAAUGUCUAUUUCGUCAACAGAAAUCAAUGGUGGGUUAUCAACAAUUCAAAAAAGUCUGACUGGGUACGUGGUCGGUUUUAUCUGACCAACUGAAAAUGUAUGUGCAGCACAUGAUAUGGCAAUUAUUGAGCAUAGUACUUUAUGUACUUUAAAUCUUCCGAUAUCGUUUUUACUUUGAAUUUUACAAUUUGUUUCAAGAAGCUUGGCCAAUAAU